CUCCCUCGUACGCCUUAAAUUCUUCACAAAAAUAAUAAAAAUAUUAAUUCAAAUAAAUGUUCAUCUUCUCCUACGAAUGAAAUUGAAAUUAAUUUGAGCGAUCGGAACAGGAUCGGGUCGGAUCUUUUGAAGUUCUUCAAUGGCGCAGAUACUUUCCCCUGUUUGUACGGAUCUUUUGAAGUUCCAGAACUCAGCUCUUAGCUCCAGAUCAGGUGCGUCGCCGCGGUUCUCGGCGAAGACCACCGGUGCUUCUUCAUCUUGGUACUUACCUCGGUACGCAGGAAAGAGGCGAACCGAUUCAAUCGGAAGAUUGAGAGUUGCAACUGAGGAUGCUUCUUCUCUUUCCACCGGUGAUGUCGCCGAUGAUUACUAUGCCGUUCUCGGACUCCUUCCAGAUGCUACGCAGGAGGAGAUUAAGAAAGCUUACUAUAACUGUAUGAAAUCGUGCCAUCCAGACUUGAGUGGCAAUGACCCCGAAACCACAAAUUUCUGCAUGUUCAUUAACGAUAUCUAUGAGAUUCUCAGUGACCCUGUACAGCGUAUGGUUUACGAUGAAAUUCAUGGGUAUACAGUGACUGCCAUCAAUCCUUUUCUUGAUGACUCCACCCCAAGGGAUCAUGUUUUUGUUGAUGAGUUUGCUUGUAUAGGCUGCAAAAAUUGUGCCAAUGUGGCUCCAGAUAUAUUUCAAAUUGAGGAAGACUUUGGUAGAGCAAGGGCUUGUAAUCAGCGUGGCAACCCAGAUUUGGUUCAGCAAGCAGUUGAAACAUGCCCGGUUGAUUGUAUCCAUCAGACUUCUGCUGCACAGUUGUCAUUGCUUGAAGAUGAAAUGCGAAGGGUUGAAAGAGUGAAUGUUGCUCUGAUGCUUUCUGGAAUGGGGUCAGGAGCAGUUGAUGUUUUCAGAAUGGCGAGAUCUCGAUGGGAAAAGAGGCAAGCAAAAGUUUUGAAUCAAGCUAGAAGUAGAAUGAUGAAGAGGAAAAACACAGAUGAAACACCUUCCUAUUGGGAUAACCUCUGGGGCAAACAGAAUGAAUACCAGAAAAGCGAGGAAGAAGUACAAGAACGAGCACAGCGAGCCGCCGCAGCAGCCAGGAGAUGGAGGGAAUACUCACGAAGAGGCGUGGAUAAGCGCCCCACCUUCAAACUCCCAGACUCCGCCUCCAGAGGAGACAACUGAAACCAUAGACAGAAAUCACUUAUAGUUUAUAUAGGUAAGCAGGUUUCUUACUAGAUUAUAUAUCUAUAUAUGUAAAUGUCAUGUCGCGUUCUAGACCUGUAUAGCUUUGUUCUCACAUCGAUUAAGGAAGAAAAAAACAAGUGUAUUUAACGUUUUCGAUUUCUGUAUUAUACUAUUUAAAAAAAAAGUUUGCAACGCCUAGAUAAAAUUAAAAUACAUUAGUUAUGUAAUAUGCUCGUGAUCAUUGAGAUUGUUCGUGUCAAUUAUUUCCUUACAAACGAUUUCAAGAGCGUAUGAAUGUGAACAUAC
This is a messenger RNA of Arabidopsis thaliana (thale cress), 1483 nucleotides long. Its product is annotated as DNAJ heat shock N-terminal domain-containing protein. NCBI's taxonomy places the organism in Eukaryota, Viridiplantae, Streptophyta, Magnoliopsida, Brassicales, Brassicaceae. Gene Ontology annotation, molecular function: iron ion binding; electron transfer activity. The coding region runs from base 140 to 1174 and encodes 344 amino acids. The record is from RefSeq and is marked reviewed. The transcript is spliced from 9 exons.